AACUGGAAACAGUAUUCUACCCCUGAGUUCUCCUUGGGUGCUGUCUGCCUUUCCUGAUUGCCUGUCUUUGGGACUUCCAUUAAGAAUUCUGGGUGCAAGCAGCAAGGCUCUUACCAUGGCUUCUAGGAAAGUCUGUAUGCUUGGCCUUCUUCUGGUCCUCCUCUGUUCAUUCCAGCUUCCUAGAACACAGGGUCAACAACACCAUCACCAAAGCGAUGUAGAACACCAUGGAAAUGAACAUUAUCAUCCCAAAGAGCAUCAACAUGAUACACACCAUUCUCAACAUACAGAAGAUGAUGGCGAUAAUGAUGGCCAUCCUCAUCAUCAUGCUGCUCAGUAUAAGGAUGCUGGACAUUACCAAGGAAGUUAUCAUUCUGAACAUGAUGAUGAUGAUGACAAUGAAGAGGAACAUUCUCAUCCUCAUAGUGCAGAUCACCACAUUGACCAUCACCACCAUGAUGAUAGUAAUGUUGAUGAUGAUGAUGAUAACAGCCAUGACAAGCAUCAUCAUGAUAAACAUCAUGGAAAUCAUGAUGAUGAUGAUGAUGAUGAUGACUAUCAUCAUCAGGGACAUCAUGAAGACCACCAUCACCACAGUGAUGAAGAGAGGCAUCAUCAGGGAGACCAUCAGCAUCAAGAAGACAAUGAUGAUGAUGAUGAAGAAGAAGAUGAUGCUGAACACCAGCACCACUACCAUCAUCAAAGGCAUGAUGAUGAUGAUGAUGAUGAUAAUGAUGAUGAUGAAGAAGAUGAUGAUGACAAUGACAAUGAUAAAGAUGAUGAUGACAGUCAGUCACAUCAUGACCAUCACAGCCAUCACCAACACCAUAAAGAUGAUGACAGUGAUGACAAUAAUGAUAAUGAACACCAACACCACCAUCAUAGACAUCAUGGAGUUCAUGGCAAUGAUGAUGAUGAUGAUGUUGAUGAUGAUGAUGAUGAUGAUGAUGAUGAUGAUGAUGAUGACGAUGAUAAUGAUUUUCAUCAUCAUCAACGCCAUCACCAAAAGCAUGCUGAUGAUGACGAUAACGAUGAGCAUCAACAUGAAGAAGAACAAGACGAAGAAGAAGAAGACGAAGAAGAAGAAAGCAAUAAUAGUAAUGAAGACGAGGAUGAUGAAGAUACAGCUCACAAAUCCCGUCACCAAAGUGGCCAUUAUCAGCAUCGGAAAUAUGACAAAGAAGAGUCUGAUGAAGUACCUUCUAAGGAAAAGGAUGAGCAUAAGCAUGAACGACACCGACAAAAGCCCCAUCACAAACAUGAGGCCUAUGAAAAAGCCAAAAAGCACCAUAAAGAGGAAGAAGAUGAGGAUGAGGAUGAAGAGGAAGAGGAAGAAGGUGAAGACAAUGAGUAUGAAGCAGGUUCUGUUUGCCACUACUGUGCCUUCUGCAAGCAUUGUGCGGAGUGUGACAAGUGCCCUUGUAAAGAUGGAGACAGCAGUGACUACUGCACAAGCUGCCAGUAUUGUCAUUUCUGCUACAUUUGUCCUGUGUGUGAGACAGCCUGUGCACCAGGAAGCAUCGUAGAUGAAGUAUCUGGAGCCUUAUUUCAGACAAUCGCUACCAUAUUUGAGCAGCAGGAACACUGAAGCGCCCCCUGCUGGAUAAGCCAAAAUUAGGAGAGAUUAUGGCACCGUGACUUUUAGAGCCAAACUGUAAACAAGAGCAUAUAUAUGGCUGUUGUUUCCAGCAGUGUUUUCCUCUUCCUCAUCUUUGAAAAAAAGCUUCCUAAGAUUGAUUUUGUCCUUUGGGGUGGGUGGGUGGGGGGAAGCAAAAGGGAUUUUCUAUCUUUUCUCAGAAGGCAGCAAAGCAACUUAGAGUUGAUACCAAGUGGGCAAAAAAAGAUGUAUCAAACCAUCUACAUCACUCCUUCGUUUGCUGAUAAAAAUCUACCUAUUGAAAUUGCUUUUGAUUAAAAUAAUAAUUUAAAAAAAUCUAUUGGGAUGAAGACUCACAGAACGGUUGUCUUGUUGAGCAUUUGGGCUUUUAUUUGGGCAAGGAGAUUGCCCUAUGCAAGCCAGAGCAUGUUAACUGAGAUCAAAUUUUAGACAAUCCAUUUCACCUUGAGUUAAGGAAUACAUAUUGUCUAUUUAAUUUCCUUGGCUAUUAAAUGUUUGAGAACCGCAUCACACUUGCAGCUUAUUCCUGAGCAAUAGGUGCUGUAGUUGUUUUACCCUCACUCAUGGCCUCCAGAUUUGUUGGAGUGCCACUUCAAUGUCAGCUACAAGAGGAAUCAAACCUACCACCUCUGGAAAGUACCUGGAUAGAGAGGAAGUCAGCCUUAGUGAAUGAGUCAGAAUAGGAGAUGAUUCAUGCUAGUGUGCAUCAAUGUUUGUUUCUGAAUUGUGAUUUGAUUCAGUGAAAAAUAUCUGUCCGACACUCUAAUGAAAGUUGGGUCUAUUUGAAUUAAAUCUAAGUGUGUUCAUUUUUACAAUUACUUAGCCUGUCAUUCUGCUCAUAAGGUCCUCAAUGUUUGAUCUGUGAUAAUUCUUUCGGAAUAGGAACAGUUUCAAGCAGCCUUCAUCAAAAAUUAUAGGACUACCUAAGCCGGCUUUCUACUCUGCACAACCAUUUUAAUAUUUUAUUUAUUAUUAUUUUACAACAGUUUGUUUGCUACUUAAUAGCAAUGAUUCUAAGUAGCUUGCCUAAAACCCCAUCCUACUAAUCUCUCCUUUCCCAACUCUUUCUGGUCUAUCAGUUCUUUGGAAAAUGACUAUUUUUAUGGCUUAUUCAUAGAAUAACAAAAGGCAAAACUGACAACAUAAAACUGUAUUGGUACCAAAUAUGAUUUCUGCCCUUUGCCAAAGAAACUUUGAACAUUUGUAGAUUUUAUGAAGAUACCAAAGAAUCUGACACAGACAAUAGCUUCCUCAUAUAGCAGCUUUCAUAACCUGGGAUCUUCCCAAUAUACCGGCACUAUGAUACCAGCAAGAGAAUCUUUUCUGGAAUGCCAUCACAGCUAAAUUGAUUAUAGUACUUUCAGGAACUAGGUUUCUAGUGCUAUCGCUUUCAAUAUAUCAGGUCCAUUUCUUCUUGCAUAACUGUACAAAGAAAAGACAGGAGUUGGAAAAGAUGUUGCUAUUUAAGCCACCAUUAACAUUCUGUGCUUCAGGCAAAGUUAUGCACAAUAAAAAUGCUGACAUAACCAGAAGUAGCCCUUUUCUUUUUGUAGGCACAGCCAUAGGCUUUAUACCCUAUUCUACAUUUUUUUAAUUAAAAGUAUUGUAUGCAAUCUUCCUAACCAGGUGCUAAGAAAUGAGUUAUUUUACAACCCCCAUUAUAUUCUAUUCUCAGCCACUUUUGCUUAUAUAUUAGCUAGCAUCCCUCACUUGAUAAUCAGUAGAAUUGAUCUGUUGUAUCAUUUUUCCUCUUCCUGCAUCAUACCACUUUUUCUGCAUCUGAUGUCUGGCCAUUGUACUGAAUCUCAGGAAGCCAAAAUUGGAUACAUUAAACCAAAUAGGGAACUUCAGCUGAAGACUAGAUCCUAUAGACUCAGAGUGAGGAUAAAUUGCAAACAGAACUUGGCUGAGGGUAAUUAAUGGUUUGUCUCAUUUGUUCAGGUGUAGAUUACGUUUUUGAACAAAAUCAAAACACAAGAAAGAGUUUGGUUGGGGGAUGUUGAUAGAACCUACUGCUUCAAGAAGUAAAUAGUGUGAACAGAAUCUGAUUCCGAAUCUUAUUUGUUCACAUCUGAACAGAUGCGCGAGAUAGACUCCAAGCUCAAUUCUGAGCUUUCUUGUGACUUCAGAUUUUGAGACUCACUUGCUUUGGUUCAAUUAAAAGUAAUCUUCUCUCUCCACUCAAAUGGAUGCUCUUCUCCAGACUUUUUAAACUUAAUUUAUAGCCUUCACUUUGUCUAGUUUUCACGAACAAUAAACUUUAAACUUGCUUCUAAA
Notechis scutatus (mainland tiger snake) is the source of this 3895-nucleotide messenger RNA. It is a transcript of the gene HRC, whose product is annotated as histidine rich calcium binding protein. Gene Ontology annotation, molecular function: calcium ion binding. NCBI's taxonomy places the organism in Eukaryota, Metazoa, Chordata, Lepidosauria, Squamata, Elapidae. The record is from RefSeq and is a predicted model, not a curated record.